Messenger RNA from Panicum hallii, 756 nucleotides. RefSeq names its product tol-Pal system protein TolA-like. Lineage: Eukaryota; Viridiplantae; Streptophyta; Magnoliopsida; Poales; Poaceae. The transcript has 3 exons. Bases 1 to 756 code for a protein of 251 amino acids. The record is from RefSeq and is a predicted model, not a curated record.
AUGGCCGGGGACACCCACCAAAAGCCCCAAUCUUCAGAUGCACCAAUUGGGGGAUCCGGCCCCCAGCCAGCGCCGGAAUCUUCUGCGUCGACUCCAGCGGGACCUCCGCCCGGGACAGCUCCAGAGGCGACCGAACCUAGGGGUCCGGAGCCAGAGGCCACCUCCCCGCCACGACCCGAAGCCGCCCCCCAGGAGGAGGCCGCCAGACCCGCUGCGACGACUGAGGCGCCGGCAGCAGCACUGGGCGUCGAGGCCGGGCCCUCACCAGCCGAGCCAGCAGCAGAGGGGGCCGCUGCCACGGCGGAGGCUGCAGUGCCAGAGGCAGCAGAGGCGGCGGAGAUCGCGGCUCCGAAGACAGCGGAGGCGGCGGCACCAGGUGCAGCGGAGGCGGCGGCACCGGGGGUCCGCCUGGGCGACCGCAUCAACUUCGUCUCCGCCCGCUACGCCGAGGAGCGCUCCAAGCUCGUGUUGGGGCGCGAGCUCCUGCGGGAGGAGCUGGAGCAGGCUCGCGACCGGGAGGCGGCCGCGUUCCAGCGGGAGAAGGCGGCCACACGGCGGAAGGCGCAGGCCCUCGAGCGAGAGAUCGCGGCGGAGAAGAAGGUGCAGGCGGCGGCGGACAAGGAGAGGACCGCCCGGGAGCUGGCCAGCCAGGCCAAGAAGUUAGUGGAGGUGACCAGGGCAGAGGAAGCCACCCUGGCAGAGCUGGCGGUGGCUGCAGCAAAGAGGGAAGAAAGGCUCGCUGCCCGCAAAGCGUAG